This is a messenger RNA of Aplysia californica (California sea hare), 2007 nucleotides long. Its product is annotated as solute carrier family 35 member F2. The transcript is spliced from 8 exons. Gene Ontology annotation, molecular function: transmembrane transporter activity. Gene Ontology annotation, biological process: transmembrane transport. The record is from RefSeq and is a predicted model, not a curated record. Lineage: Eukaryota; Metazoa; Mollusca; Gastropoda; Aplysiida; Aplysiidae. Bases 733 to 1824 code for a protein of 363 amino acids. Gene Ontology annotation, cellular component: membrane.
UUGAUGUGGUCCAUGGCAUGGCCAAUAAUAAUUUUUAUUAUAGUAAAUUAUAGGAGGCCUUGCCUUAGACUACACUGAUGAGUGGGAUUACACUCGACACUACUGUUCAAGUCACGUGAAAGUGAGAGUAAAGAAAAAGCAGUUGAAACAUGAGCUACUGGUGACUAGUGGCUUGUAGUUAACACGAACAGUAACAGGGUCGAGGUUCCAGGUCUCGAAUUCAAAAAUAUAUAACGGUGCUUCAGUCGUCAGAGUGAUUAUAUUAUAUAAUUUAUAACCUACUAAUCUAGACUCUAGAUCUAGAUAUCUAGAUCUAUUUAUAUCUAGAUCUAGAUCUAAAUAUAAAAUAAGAAAUUUAAUCAGUCAGAGUGAACUUUAUAGCCUACCUACUAUAGAUAUCUAGAAAGGUUUUGGUAAAACUUUUACUAGAUAUUCACAGCAAAAACACUGUUUCUCAGGGCUUUUUCUGUCUGUUUUUGUCGGAAGAAUCACCAUCCCAUUAUAUUACAUAAUAUAUUUUAGAACUUACAACAAGAUAUUUCAGUAUCACAUUGUGUAUGGAUGCUGUUGCUGCAGUUUCUGAGAGUCUGCUGUGUGAUUGGAUGACAAUUAUUUUGAUUCGCUUCUCUCGUGUGCGCCACAGUCAAUCAUGUAGACUGAGACAUUUUAAAAUGCAUUUUUGCUGCCUCCAAUAUUGUUUAUCGAUCUGACACUGAACCAACUUGUAUAACUAUGAGUUCUUACGAGAGCCUAGGACCCACUUCAUAUGACGACAGUAUGUCUGACUCGCCUUCAUACGAACAUGAACAGACUCCCGCAUCGUCAAGAGCAGAAAAGAUCAGCCGUGGUGCUCACAAGCUUCUGUGCUCACGAGAGUUUGUCAAGGCACUAAUAUUUGGUCAGUGUCUGUCCGUUCUGCUCUGUGGGACUGGGGUCUUUUCAGGGCUGCUACAGGAACAAGGCGUUAAUAUCCCAACGGCCCAGAGCUUCCUGAUGUAUUGCGUCCUGUGUCUUGUAUUCACCACCAAACUUGCAUUCCAGUCGGGAGAGGGAAAUCUUGUAUCUGUACUCAAGUCCUCAAGAGGUUGGAAGUACUUUUUGAUUGGCUUAAUUGAUGUGGAGGCGAACUUCCUGGUGGUGAAAGCCUAUGGAUAUACCUCCGUCACGAGUGUACAGGUUUUGGACUGUUUCAGUAUAGCCACAGUUAUGUUGCUGUCAAGAAUCUUCCUGAGAACGCAGUAUCGUUUCCUUCACUACUGCGGAGUGGGCACAGCACUGCUGGGCCUUGCAGGGAUGGUUGGUGCCGAUGUCAUCACGGGCAAAAACGGGGAUGGAGGAGGUUCCAACGUGGCCCUGGGGGACGUGCUGGUCAUCUUGGGCGCUGCCCUGUACGGGAUUAGCAAUGUAGCCCAGGAGUUUGUGGUCAAGUCCUACAACAAGUCCGAGUUCCUGGGCAUGCUGGGAAUGUUCAGCACUCUGGUGGCUGGGAUACAGGUGAUAGUCUUGGAGAGACAGGAGCUGUCGAAGGUUGACUUCACAUCUUAUAAAAUAGUGUUGCCUUGGCUGGGGUUUGUCCUGUUCCUGGUGGCCAUCUACUUGUGCAUGGCGUACGUGAUACAGCAGACGAGCGCCACCAUCACCAACAUCUCCCUGCUCUCUGCUGACUUCUACGCGUUGAUCGUCGGAAUUUUUAUCUUUGGCUACUCAUUUCAUGUUCUGUACCUUAUUUCCUUUGUGGUUGUGAUACUUGGCGUGGCCAUCUACAAUUUCCGUCCCACCGAGCAGGCUGUGUCUGUGAACAACGAAGUGGAACUGCUCAAGUAGACAAUUCUGUUUGGUGCUUACUCAGUUAUGGGUAACUGAUGGAUGUUGGACUUUUAUGAUCUCUCAUUUGAAAAAAAGUGAGAAAUGUUUGAUUAUAAAAAGUGCGUUCAAAAAGAAAAUGUUGGACUAUUGUAAUCUCUCAUUUGAAAAGUGAGAAACGUUUAAUUAGAGAAUGUGUUCAAA